ACGAGUUUGUACGAAGGCAGUUACCACUUUAACACUGAUCCCUAAAGAUUGCCCACGUUUAGGCAUGAGACAGCACGUAUUUGCACGUACGUCGGGUUGUGCCCGUAGCUUAAGGCCUUCUUCUAGUAGUAAUACAAUCGUAAAACAUCGUCUGCAAUUGCUGUACCUGGUAUGUAUGUAAGAGUAUGUUUGUUAAUUUUUUUCUCUAUUGUCUGUCAUUUGUUCAUUCGGUGGAAACAUUCCAGAACUAUGCAUUAUCUUGCCUAGCUGCUGCCAGUAAAAAACAAAAGAAGAGAGAAGCAAAAACAAAUACAUGUACAAUGAAACAUACAUCCAAGUGAUUCAACAUAUUGUUGACAUUUCUGUACUCUCAAAGCUGCUGUGUUCUUAGAUAUUCAAUAAUGAAACGAACAAAGGUGCAUGAGUAGAAAUGAGAAAAAGAAAAUGUCACAUCUUGGCAAAUUAAUGAACAUGUGUAUGGUAGUUUCUGAAAACGAAGACAUUCUGUGAUGUACAUACUUUUAAGUAAAAAAUCAUGGUAUAAAAUUGUUAGAUUUUUAUGGUUUUAUAUAUUGAUUGAGUGUGAGUGAGUGAGUGAGUGAGUGAGUGAUACUACUGAACUACCCAACAGGAUAUAUAUAUAUAUUCCAUCUGGUCAACUAGAUCACAAUGUUUUGAAUCUGAUUCCCAUUUCUGUAUAUUUGCAUAGGGUAAGAUAUUAAGGAAUGUUCAAUAAACACAUGGCCUGAAAGAAUUGUAGUCAUUGUGGUCACUACUUUUCAGUCAAAUUCCCUUGGAAAAUCAGCAGGUAAGUGACAAUAUGUUGGAUGAACUGUGAUCAAAGCUGCUGUGUGGGUCAAAUCUACGUUCAAAAUGUUCAAUGAGGACUCUCUUCGUAUUUCAACUACUACAAAGAAGUGGGUAUCUGAUUUUCAGCAGAGUUUAAGUUGGUUGCAAGCCAGUUUUACUUAUCUCUCACCUAAUCUUACUGAUUGUCAAAGGGUUGCCACCUGCACAAAAAUAUUACAAUGAUUUGAAUUACGGUAGACAUUUACAAAAGGCUCUAACCUAUGUCCUGAAGUUUGAGUUGUGCACCUUAUGUCUGGGUGAGGGAACAAAGUUAUUGAUAACUCCUUGAAUCUAAAGAAAUUAUAAGCACAAUGUUGUACUUAAUAUGCAAUUGUUGAGACUAUAUUAAAAAAGUAUUAUUUUUCGCUUUACAUCUGUGUGUAGUGUAGUGUAGUGUAGCAUUCAUGUAUUGUAAUAUGAAGACAUGUGAAACGUGUAUUAGCUUGGCCUUUGGAGCUGUUGACUCUUGAACUGAACGAUAAAAAGACCCAAACCACUCUUCCCAAACACUCCAAAGGUUUCUUCAGCUGCUGGUCAAAGGUGUUGGUGAGUGUUAGAAAAGGUCAACAACUUGAUAGCUGCAAGGAUAGAAAAUUUUUCCCUAUUUCUAAUGCUUGUAUACGAUGAUACACAAGUUUUUAUUCUCACAGCAUCAAAUCCCAGAUCCAAAGGACUAUGGAUAUCAUUUUAAGUGUUCGAAAAAUUAUUUUUUUGCAAUGUAUAGAGUUUCUUUUUUGAAGGAAUUGGUUUCAUCAGGAAUAUUGAUUGGUAUAUAGUGAUGUGGUUUGUACCUGUUCAAACCAGUUUGGUUGCUUCGGUCCAUUUUUUUGGCAAACUCUGUGAGUUCGAUAUCUUUUCCAAGAUCAGUUGUUGACUGUUAAGGAUUUAGUUUCUAUCCAAUGACCUUCAAACACAGAUAUACAUUCAAACAGUUCAAAUAAUGACAAUACUUCCAAAUUUAUAAAAAUCUAAAAUCAUGUAGCUUUUACAAUGUUGACAAGGUCAGGAAAGUAUUUGGCAUUGGAUACGGAUAAUUAAAUGCACUUGAGUGUUUCAUACGACAUGACUCACGGGGAAAAUCAUCAAUACACGCAAAUUAACAAAAUAUGAUAUCUUACAUUGAAUGCAGAAGAAUUUUUGACAUGUUACAACUGACAAAGAGUCUUGGUGAGUUUAUCGAUCCCUGGUCAGUUGUAGAGGCCUCAGCAGUGUUGGUCACACCCCGUGGGUCCUGGGUUAAACCACUAGAAGAGCUCACUGUUUAUUCAGACCUCACUUAACUCUCCAAAUCCACAGGUUUUACCCCGGAGCAGAUCCUGUCUUUAGUUCUUAAGCAGAACUGCCAACUCACCUCCUUCACUCGCCAUUUUGCACUGUAAAAACAGGACCGCCGCAGAGCCGCUUACAUUUUGGUGGUUAUAUGGUUGAGUUUCCUUCCAGCCAUUCUUUAAACCAUCAACAUCGCGAAACGUACACAGUAACGAUUUCUCCUUCACUGAGCCAGACUUGACUCGAUAGUGCCUAUAUACAGUCUUGGAAUUGACUUUUACUUUCGUGGCUGUUACACGUCUGGGAGGCUGAACCUGCCCCCGUCUUCAAGAUGAAGAUGAUUUCUUCUUACGGAUGGGAGAAGAAGAACGACAUACCGUCAGUUACAAGAGCGGCCUACCAGUCGCCAGGCAUUGCCCUGACCCGGAUCAUCGGCCGCAGGAUGAUCCGUGUCGUUGCCGUUGUGCUGUUCGUGGGAAUCUUUGUCACGGUCCUGAAUGUGUACGAGCUGCGCGGCAUGCAGGACAGCCGCAGGGACCUGCACCGGGAGUCGUCAGUGGGAGUCAAACAAGAAAAGGGGAUUGAGGACGAUCCAAUUCAACUUGUCCGUGAAAAACGGGACCUUCACUAUCAGGGCGAGGAUCAAAUGGAAAAUGUCGACAGGAAACCCACAGACAACAGCGCUCCUCGCAAUAACAUCGGAAUGGCUGACAAGGGAGCCGUUGCCGUAGCUGCUGAGGAUUCCUUACAAGAAACAAAUGAGGUAUGAGACGUCUAGAUGGAGUGGAUUACCAUCGAAUGUGUUGUAGCCAUAGAUUGUUGUUCAGAAAAAUAUAUGUAUGGUAAGAAAAAGUGGUUGAGCUGCAAUUUUGCAAAGUAACCUAGAUUUUGGUAACAAUUCAUACUCAGGAAUUACAAAACAUCUGCCCGCAACAAAGGCAAAGACAUGAAGCAAAGAGCCGCGUCUAUCAAAUUUUCUAUAAAAAUGUACACUGAAACCGGUAGCAUUGUUGUCGGUCUGCUGUUUGUUUGUCUCGGUGUG
Branchiostoma floridae (Florida lancelet) is the source of this 3160-nucleotide messenger RNA. RefSeq lists its product as uncharacterized. NCBI's taxonomy places the organism in Eukaryota, Metazoa, Chordata, Leptocardii, Amphioxiformes, Branchiostomatidae. The transcript has 3 exons. The coding region runs from base 2450 to 2887 and encodes 145 amino acids. The record is from RefSeq and is a predicted model, not a curated record.